CAUAGUCUCUACACGGUACGGUACGAAUCUUCGAACAAUUCAGAUCGAGGUCUAGUCUUACUUAGUCUUAGUGAUAAAACUCUGACCAUGUAUCGUGCAGCCUUUUCCUUCAACUCCAAAGACUCAACAUCAUUGAGCUUCAGAGAAGGUGAGGAUUUCACUCUUCUUGAUAAAACAGACCAACACUGGUGGCAUGUUAUGAAUCAUUUGGGCCAGACUGGGUAUGUUCCUGCCAACUAUAUGGAAAAAGGUCAAGCAUCCAAAGAUGAAGUACUCAGAUCCAUUGAGAGAGCAAUUGAAUUCAUUCAUCUGGCUGCUACCGAGAAAGGAGGCUCACUUUCACACCAACAGCGGGAUAAUUUACAGAAGCUUGUUCAACAUCGGCAGUCUAUUCUGCAAGGCAAUUCUGUGUCAUCAGAUAAACAACCCAAAAGAAAAGCCCCAGACCUUCCUAGACAGACUUCUACUGAGCUGCGAAGAGCACCUUCACCUCCUAUACAAAAUAAGUCUCCAACACAACCAGAACAAGCAGCAGGAUUAUCUCGCACUCCUAGGUCAUCAACAAAAACUAGAGCUGCCCCUAAGCCACCCCAAAGGAAUGAAAGUACGAAGCAAAGCCCUCAAGAUCAAACUGACUCACAAGAUUCAAGCCAAACAUUAGCAUCUUCUACACUAAUGUCAUCAACUAAAUCUGACAGGGAAAUGUCAAGUAACAACAGUUCAGGAUCCUCCGAACCUGUCAUACCAAAGGGUCUACUUGGUGAACUCGUAGAGGAGGUCAGAACAGAAACUAAUUUGAGCUAUGACAUGUCAAAACAAGCAGUGAGAAUCAUCUUGCAAGGAGUUGGAUCUGCAGUACCUCAAGUUGCAAAUGUCAUGGCUGCAAUUCUCUCAAGUUUGACUAGUGAUCUUAAUAUGACAAGUUCUAAUAUCAUUAUUGAAGGUAGCAGAGACCAUGAAAGGUUAGAGGUCAUCUUUAAAGAAUUAACAGCUUGUAAAGACGAUGCACAGCAGAGAAGUUGGGCUUUGUAUGAAGAUGAAGAAAUCAUCAGUGAUCACUUGAAAGAACUCAUCACAAUAUUAUGUGACGCAGAUCCACGAGUUUGUAAAGCAGUGGUUAAGAAGGAUCACUUUGAAUACAUACAUAAUCUGGUUUUAUACUAUCAAAUGGAACAACGGUCAUCUAUUCGCAUGCUCUUACUGAAGGUGUUUGGAGCGUUGUGUAACCUUGAUCGUGAGGCUUUAUCUAGUCUUCUAAGUUCAGUCUUGGUAGUGGAACUGGCUAGGGAUAUGAAAACAGAUCAGGAAAACAUCCCUAAACUCUGCUAUUCAGCUCUUGUUGCUACCAUGUUGUUAUCUACUGGAGAACCAAUUCCGUUCAGUCAUUAUGAUCAACUGAAUGCAGACUUUGUAAACUUCAUGUUAGAUUGCAUUGAAAACCCUCCACCUGCAGAUGAACUAGAUCAAGUACCAGACUUGUUUGUUAAUCUCAUUCUUGCCUUUAAUCUCCAUCUCAGAGUUCCUGCUGAUAGUAUUGUAAUGAAAGUGUUAGCUGAAAAGAGGAAUACACGGAGUUUUGGUGAAAGGAUCAUGCUUCUCAUCAAUAGAGGAGUGGAUCCUGUGAAGAUGUUUGAUCAUUGUUCAGACACUCAAGACUCUCUUCUCAAGUUUAUGGCAGACAUGUUUUCAAGUCCUGCAACUUCAGACCUCUUCUAUUCUAAUGAUAUGAAAGUAUUGAUUGAUAUCAUUGUUAGGCAGAUAACAGAUUUGUGUCCAGGUGAUCAAAUGAGAACAGAAUAUUUAUCUCUUAUCUUCAGUAUCUUUACCAAUACUUCAUACUGGGAGGAUCGUCACAGAUUAUCAGAGUUUGAGAGAGCUUUUGCUGCAAUAGCAACAGAAGAGGGAACAGAGAGUGAACAGGACCAACUGAUCAUCAAAGAGAUCCAACAGACCUUUGGCUCAAAGUUCACAAGAAAAUUUUAGAGACCAUACAUCUUCCAUUUCCAUAGCACAAACAGAUUUUUUUUUUUUAGAGGGAAUGAGACAGACAGAAAGCUACUUGUGUGUCAUCAUUAAUCUUGUGGAUCAGUUUAAGAUGUAGGGCUAUGCUGGCAUUACUACCAAACGCAUAUCACAAUUAAAAUCUAUUAAUUAAUUUGGUUGCAGAGAACCAGUGAGAUUAUGUAAUUGUCAUGUUUGUGAUAUGGUUAUAGAAUUAAAUUUAUUGCCUUUCUUAUUCUUGAAUUAUGCUCAUCUCAAACAAGAAUGUUUUUUUAUUUGAGAAAGAAUGUUUCAGGAAGUAUUUGAGUAUUAGUUGAGUUAAUUUAUUUUUUUCUAUGUUUCCAUCAUAUCAUUUGUUGAAGGAAAAUUAGAUAAUUUAUUUUUUGCAUAUUUUUGUAUCAUUGUUUUUCAUGUAAAUUCUGGUUUUGAGAUAUGACAAGUUGCAUUAUUAUAUUUCUAGUAUGCUACCUUCUAAUGUAGCUAGAUAUUUAUUAUAAAUAGACAAACUACCAUAUAGCUUUAUACAAGGCAUGUGAGAUAUGUUAAAUAUGUAAACCAUCCAUUCAUGGUUUAUUGUUGUAUUUUUUAUAUGCCCGUCCUAUGGGACAUAUUAUGGUAUCACGCUCGGUGUCCAGCGAUUAACUUUUCGUUGUAAAUGUGAUAACUUCAAUUUAAAUUAACCUAAGCUCAUAUUAUUUGGUGUGUUUGAUACUAACAUAGAUCCCAAGGAAGCCUAUUGAUUUUGAGGUUAAAAGGUCAAAUGUCAAGAUCAGAGUGACAUGUUUUCAUCUUACCCUUCUGAAGUCCUUGUAAACAAGAUAACUUUAGUUUGACUUAACCUAGCCUCAUAUAAUUUGGUGUUUAUGGUACUAGCAUGGAUCCCAGGAAGCCUAAACAUUUUGAGGUCAAAGGUCACGAUCACAAUGACAUGUUUUCAUCUUACCCUUCUGAAGUCCUUAGAUAACACCACAACUUUAGUUGAACUUAACCUCGGCUCAUAUAAUUUGGUGUGUAUGAUAUUAGCAUAGAUCCCAGAAAUUCUAUUGAUUUUGAGGUCAGAAGGCCAAAGGUGAAGUCGCCACCUUCCACUUUUCUUGGUUGACCAACUACUCAAUUUUCCACCUUACAUGGGGCAUAUUAUGUGCUCGCCUUAGCGACACUCUUGUUUGCAUAUGUCAUGUAUAGUUCUUUUUAAAUUUGAGAUGAUGUUCUUGUGUAUGAAAUAAUCAUGGCAAUAAUUAUGAAAAUCACAUUGACAAUUAUGUCAACAGAAAAUUGAUAAAUGAAAAUAUGUACAAAUUAUAUAUCAUAUUUUGUACUAGAAUUAUAGCCAACUUAUUACCAUGACUAACUUUUCUGUAAUAAGAUAAAUUCCCAGGUGAACUUUGGUGUUCAAAUCUUACUCUUUUUUUUUUGUACAUCCUUUUCAUUUCUGUGUCGAUGUAUAGACGUUCCAUGUACCAUAUUGUUCCUCCCUAUCUAUUGUUAUGCAUCAGUGGAUCUGAGUUGCAAGGAGGAUGCAGAGGGGAUACAGUGGACGUUUAACAGAUGAAAACGGACAUAGAACAUUUGUAGUUCGUAUAUACAUCGUACACGGUGGAAAGUUCAUCCAUUCUGAAAGUUUUGUGCAGCUCGAACUGUUUUGGGGAUGAAAUCAUAUUGGAUGGAUGCUCGAAAGAUAGAGCAUAUGAAACACAUAUGCAUUGGGUACACAACAGAUGCAUAGGGUAUUCCAACGGAUGGCAAGAUUUUUUGUUUUACAUCUGCUUUUCAUCUGCAAGUGCUGUAGGACCGGGCCUUUAUAUGUCUUGAAAUUCAUGUUGACUUUAUGUUGUGCAAUAACAAUGUGUUUUGAAGCAGAUGAAAGAUUAUCUGAGAUCAAUUUAAGCAAUUAAGUAUUGCAUUUACGUUAUGUUUUUUUAAUUUGCCGUUGAUAUUUAUUUUCCGUGAUUCAAUUGGGGAAAUAAUUUGUAUCAUCGAAGUCAGUGACAAAGUUUUUCCCUCAAAAAAGGAUGGUGUUAAGUUCCAAUAUAUGUAAUACCCACUGAAUUAGAUGUAUAUUAUUGAUAUGUUAAGUGUUCAGGAUAUUACAUAAGUGGUUGUCUGGUUCCUUGUAAUUUAAAUUGUGUUAUUCUUCCCUCGAAAAUAUAUGAAAACCUAUGUUGAUCAUCUGGAGAAUUAUCAUAAUCUCAGUAAUUAAAGAGAAAUGAGACAAUAUACCAGAUUUAUGUUUGCUGCUGGUACAAAAUAGGGAUUCAAAGAUGUUAAUGUUGGAGAAAUCUGUUGAAUAAUAAUUGUUUAAAAGGAGUGCAAACACCAUCCAAAGUUGUUCCUAGUGUUAUUCAGACAAUUCUCAUGUAUAUAAAGCUACAAAUUUUACCAAAUUAUUGAAAUAAGUCAUUAUACAAUGCAAGUACAAAUAUUGGCUAGUUUAUAAUUUAAUUUUUGUUUAAUUAGCCAACACAUCAAGCAAAUUAGAAUUGUAACCAGCAUCCGGUUAUAUUUUCAGAGGUUGAAUUAAUACAAAAUAUUUAUAUCAGAUUUGUUGUUAAGUACCAGUAUGUGGGCUUAUCAUUUAUGCCUCAAGCUAUUUAUUGAAAUGGUUUAAUUCCCAAACUUAACAAUGUUUUGAAGAAAACUUUUGUUGAGCAUGUUAUAGAUUGAAGGGAUGAGCAGUGGAAUUACUUUAGCCAACCCAUUAUGAUUUCUCCCAUUUCUCUCUCCAGUCUCAUUCUCUUUCUUGCACACAAUUCCCUCCCUCUCUUUCUCUAAUCCUCUUUCCAGUCUCCUAGUCCUGUUUAUCUAUACUUCACCCCUCCCCCUCUCAUUCUUUCCCUCUCUCACACCCCUAUUUUCAAUUUCUUUACUCCAACCCUUCCCCCUCUUUUUGUUUAUUUUACCCUUUUCCCUCAUGAUGUUCUCCAAAGUUCAUCAAGUUUAUUUCAUUUAGUUAUUUCCAGUUUUUGGUAGAUUUACUUCUCAAAGUUCUUAGUUUUUAUGCAAAUCCAUGCAAGGACCAAAGCUGCUAUCAUUACUUUUAAGCAUGUUGAACUAACUCUGUAUUCUAUGGAAUAUUUCUAGCAUGAGCAGAUGCAAUAUGUAAAGGUGUAUCAACGACUUGUAUUUCAUUAAAUUGAAAACUGGUGCUCUGAAUAAUCCUAUUCAUCGUGGUCCUCAUUUUUCUCUCAUCAUUCACACAUUCAAUUUCAAAUCCACAUUACAUUAAAAUUGUUGGUCAGUACUGCUAUUAAUUUAUUUCACAUUAAGGUCUUGACUGCAAUAAAGGAGAUAGAUAAAUGGACGGACAGACAGACAGAUAGACAGAUAGAGAGAUAAAUUAAGUGAUUCGGUAAAGCUUGCUCAAUUAUCAAAUUUAGUUUUACUUUGCCUGAAAACUAUUACCAACAUUAUACAUAUAUAUAUUUUUGAACAAUAUCUUACAUGAUUGUAAAGUAAAAUAAUAACCAAGUUACAGUACAUUUCUUAUAUUGUUAUUAAUCCUUUUGACAUGUAUCAAAUACCAAUUACACACAAAGUAUAAGCAGUUAUGAGUAAAUUUUAACAGCAAUAUAUUCAUAAAACUAUUAUUUCAACUAAAUGCAAACGGGUUGGUCCUUUCAUGAAGCCAAUGCACAAGAGAAUACACCAGCACGUAACUUUUGCUAAAAUAACCCCAGAACAUUUAGAGAAUUUUUAAAACAGAAACAUAUAUCUGCCUUUUCUUAUCUUUUUAUUAUUUGACUUCCAAAGUUGAAGUGUUUGUGGACCGAUCACCAUUUGAUUGCAGUCUUGAGAAGAAUUUGAUAUAUAUAAUGUUAAAACAUAGAUUCCAACUAAACUGGGUUCAAAAACAAACUAAUCAAACUUUGCAAGGGCACAGCACAAAUUCCACUCAUUCAAAAUGAACAAAUAUUUUUUACACAGGCUAGCUUCAAUAACCUUUACUAAGCACGUGUCAAUAAUUAAGAGAUUGGUUCAAUAACAGAGAGGCUAUAGCCCCUCACAUUAAUUGCUUUCAGAAUCCAAAGUCACAUAAUGAAAAAAGAAAGACAAAUGAAAAUGAGAUGUGGUUAAACAAACUCCCCAGUUUAUCACUAAUAAGAGGGGCUAUAACCUCUGUGUUUGAACCAAUUUCAUAAUUAUAGUAAAGUAAAGAUUAUUGAAGCUAGCCUGUGAAAAAAAAUUUGUUCAUUUUGAAUGAGUGGAAUUUGUGAAAUGCCCUUCUAAAAUUUGAUUAAUUUCUUUUGGAACCCAGUUUAGAUGGUGUGAGCCUAAAUUUUCUUAUCUGUUUUUACAGAUUAUUUUCCUGAACUGAUUUCAUACGACAAAAAUGCUUGCAUAUACACAAAGCCCAAUUUCUGAAUUAUUUUUCCCAGGGUCCACAAUACUUUUGAAAUAUAGUACCGCUGAUUAAAAAAAAGUACGAGUUCACUUUCUAGGAUAUUAAUCCUGAUCAGUGAUCUUUUUCUUAACAAGCCAGGGAUUUUUUGGAGGCAGAACAUGGUGCAUGGAUCUAAAUUUCUCAUAAGUCCAAGCAAGAUAAACUUUUUGACCUUUUCAACAAUAGAAAUCUAAGUCUUGAAGAAAAUAAUUUACAUCAUAUGAAAAUUUAAUAUUUUCACCCUCUUGCAUUUUUACUCUUUUUUCCUUUUUGUUUGUCAGUAAUGGAACCUUUUAGCUCCCAUCUUCCCCUCUGUAUAUCCAUGUAAGUGAUGAGACACUUAAGAUAACCUUCUUGUAUAGAAGAGAAAAUAAUUGUACUUGGAUAAAGAUGAAAGUAUAUUAUUUGUAGAAGUUAAAUAUUGUAAAUCUCUUGGAUCAUUUUUUUAUCCUAGUUCUAUUGGGAAUUCAUUGAUGCUGCAGUUCAAACUGAUAGAGAAUUUAAAUGCAUUAAAAAUAACAUGGGUUCUCAGAAAUAUAUCAAACCAAACUACAUGUAUAUCAAUGAUAAAAAGCUAAAAUAGAAACUUAAGUCAAUUUAUCUAAAAAGUGUGGGUAUGUAAGAAAAAAAUCCCUCCUAUUCAUAAAUCAUUAAUACUUCAAAACAUAAAAAAACAGUGAUAAGUUGAAAAGAGCAUGACCAACCUAUUAGGAAGAUGACCGUACCAAAAUGGUAACAUUUUAUGCCAUCUCAAGUUCAUUGUAAAUGAAAUAACUUGGACCUGCCCUUCUAAUAUGCUAGAGUGAGGUUGGUCAUUAUGAUCCUUAUUAAUUGAUCAUUUGGGCCAGUUUUAGAACCCAGGCAAUAAUUCAACAAAUGAGAAUUAAGAAACAGAAGCUGAAAAAAGCAUCAGACUUAACACUAGCAAGAUUAAUAAAUAGGUUCCAUGACAUUUGCUCUGGCGACAUUUGGUCUGAUGAAAAUUCCCCACAUUAAGCCAAACAUAAA
Molecule: messenger RNA, 7390 nt
Organism: Lytechinus variegatus (green sea urchin)
Lineage: Eukaryota; Metazoa; Echinodermata; Echinoidea; Temnopleuroida; Toxopneustidae
Product: NCK-interacting protein with SH3 domain-like
Exons: 10
Coding region: 88-1983 (631 amino acids)
Biological process (GO): endocytosis
Molecular function (GO): Arp2/3 complex binding; protein binding
Source: RefSeq, a predicted model, not a curated record